This is a messenger RNA of Carcharodon carcharias (great white shark), 5387 nucleotides long. RefSeq names its product reticulophagy regulator 1 (gene retreg1). The record is from RefSeq and is a predicted model, not a curated record. Bases 8 to 1483 code for a protein of 491 amino acids. Gene Ontology annotation, biological process: reticulophagy; negative regulation of neuron apoptotic process. Gene Ontology annotation, cellular component: endoplasmic reticulum membrane. NCBI's taxonomy places the organism in Eukaryota, Metazoa, Chordata, Chondrichthyes, Lamniformes, Lamnidae. The transcript has 9 exons.
UAAACAAAUGUGGAAAAGAAAAGAUAAGAUGGCGAGUGUGGGGAUGUGGUGGCGGCUGGGCAGCAGUGAUGAUGUGCAGGAGAGGAAGGCGGCAGCUCCCUGUGAUCCCGGUGUUAACCCGGAGGAGAAGGCGGUGCCCGAGCUCCGGAUUCAGGCUGCCGAUGAGCAGGAGUCGGAUGAUUCAGAUUCGCUCUGGUCUUUGCUGCUGAAUUACAUGGAGACUGCUUUAACCUGGCACAGACCAGGUCAUAGCAUUGCAAUGUUCAUAUGCUGUAACGCUCUCUUUUGGUUUGUAGUUUUAACGCCUUGGAGGUUGUAUUCCCUGGUUGCUUUGGGCCUCCUUUUGUUUGCUGUUUUGGAGAACGUAAAGGUUUUGAUUCUGUUCGCAAUGAAAGGUUGGAAGAAAAGCAAGAGCCUGAUUGAAAGCUGGAAAAUGACUGAUACAAAACAGGAGAGCACACCAAGACUCAGCCAGUGCAUUACAGAGUCAUGGAUAAGUUGUACUGCGUUUUUUGAGGAGAUGUCCCAUUUCAAAAAGCAGAACCCUGGGAAGUUUUGUCUCCUUGUUUGUAGUCUCUGUACAUUUUGUGCAGUUAUUGGACGCUACAUUCCUGGGGCUUUGGUAUCAUACUUCUUGUUACUAUGCGUCCUCUUGUGGCCUUUAGUAACCUCUUGUGACUUGGGGCAAAGUAUUUACAACAAGAUUGACCCAGUUCUGCAGCGAUUGGAUUUUGGCCUGAAGGACUAUGUGCAUCGUUUGCAAAGAAGACGGGAAAUGAAGCAGAAAGAAUUGGUUGAAAGGAAGUCAGAAGAUGAGAGUGAAGCAGACACGUCUGCUCUUUGUCCCAAGAUAAGCAGCUCUGGAGCAGGCAAAGAGCUAUGUAUUUCUGAUACCGAACCUUCAGAAACAUGGACAGAAAAUGGAACCUUUAACCUGUCAGAAGGUCAUACCCCACAGACAGAUGCCUCGGAUGAUCUAGAUCGUCCAAGUGAUCAUGAGGAAGCAUUUGCCAGAGAUCUUCCAGAAUUCCCUUCUAUAGAUAAUAAGGGAACAAUAGAUGAUGAUGAUGACUCAAGCAUUGGCAUCCCUACUCCUCCAAUUCCCACUCUAGAAUCUAAUGAAGCAGAUUCAUAUCAGGAAGGCAUACACACAGGAACUGCUGUUACUGGACUUUCCCUAAACUUGUCCACUGAGCAGAGCUUCAACCUGAUCAGCACUAUGGCAACAGAUGUCAUUGCUGCUGCAGUGUCAUCUGCUGUGAAAGGCCAGUUGCAGGCCAUUGAAAGCAACUUGACCAUGCCACCACAGCUUAACUCAGGCGAAGAGACUGACACCGAAGAGGCCGAUGACUUUGAGUUGCUUGAUGAGUCUGAGUUGGAACAAAUUGAGAGCGAAUUAGGACUGGAUCAGGGCCAAGCAGCAAGUCAACAAGCCAAAGAUGGCAAGUCAGGCUUUCUCUCAAACCUACUGGGAGGCCAUUAAGCCUUCUUUCAGGGCUGGAGAAUAAACAUACAGACCACUUGUGAACAACAAAACAAACACAAGCUACAAGCUUAUUUACAACAGUUGUUCCCAAAAAAAAAGAGCCAAACCUCAUAAAUAUGAUCUUGUGAAUAUCGAACUAAGUGCAGCAAAGGAAGAAUGAAAAAAAGUGAAAUAGAACUGCACCUUUCAACGUUUAAUAAUCUAGUUAUUGAAGGAACUGAUUUGAUUUGCGUUAUUUGGUAUAAUGGGCCACCUAUUGUGUGUGUUGUCUGACUAUAAUCUUUAUGCCUUGAAAUAACAGCAUGGAAACUAAUUCUGUCUUGUUAAUCUGAGUUGUUAACAAUUAGCUUUAAAAAUGUGUUAACUGACAUGUAUUGCCAAAUCUGAAAGUCAGAUGUUUAACAAAUAUUUUUUAAAGACUUGUGCGCAGAAACUGACAAUCAGUAAUCAGCUUCUCCCAGGACAUUGCAGCAAAUUGAACUGCUAAGGAAGUAAAGUACCCAUUUUGAAAAUAUUUGCAGUAUUUUAGAUAUUAUAAAAUCUAAUCCUAUUUGAAGCCUCUUUGAUUCAUGCAUUCAAGUAGAAUGUUCAAAGAAAGCCUAGUAGAGACACAUUUCACAGUUGAGAUUAUUAAUCCACGCUUGUACUGUUUUAAUUACAAAGAAAAACAAUCUUUACUGCACUCUCUGCCUUAUUGAACUGCAGAUUCAAAGGUGAAAAGAAACCUAUUAAAACUUAGUUUAAAUCACAUUAACAAUUAAAUUUGAUUUACAACACUUUAAAAAUUAUUCUUUUUACACACAUUGCAUUGUUUCAUUUAGAUAAUGGGCCUGACUCUGAAAAUAAUUUUGUGGUUGGAACAAAAUUACAAUUUGCGCAAUUGUAGGUCAGUGAAUCCCACAGUAACCAAUCUCGUUGCUGUGUUAAAUUAAUUUUAUGCUGGGUAGAUUGUUGAAAUUAUGCAAUCCAUUUCUGAAAUUCAUACUUAUUUAAUAUGUUAUUGUGUCUGUAUCUAAUAAUGUCCGUUCUACCAAGGACAUAUUUGAACCAUAACUAAGACGAUAAUCUGUUAAUUCUUUCUUUCACCCUGGUUAAUCCCACUUUAAGCAGCGCCUUAGAGAAUACUUAACUUUUUUUUUAAAAGUACAUAUUUAAAUUUUAAGAACAUCAGAUGACAACACACAUUUUCCCUGUUACAUCCAGCGCUGAAAUAAAAUAGCAAGUAAAUCUACUAGAUUAGGGCUCUGUAUGUAAAAGUGCUAAGGUGGCCAAUUAAUUAACAGGUCCUAGGUGUCCGAGUGGAUUGAAGUGUAAUCUAUAUUUCUAUAAUCCCUCUAAAGAUAUUUGGGUAGGUAUUAAUUUGUUGACUAAUCUUGGAUGAUCUUAUUGGUAAAUUUUCUAACUGAGCUUGGGACAAGGCACAAUUCCGUCAUUCCACAAUUCAUCAAAAUUUACCUUUUCCUUGAAUACCAUGAAAAGAGAAACAAAAAAGCCUAAUUCUGCAGCCUGGCUUUAUUGUUAUACAGACUUCUGUUGACCGAAUUUAUAUAGUCAGUGAUAUUUUUAAUAUUUUGGAUUAAAAAAUUUAACAAGUGGAAUUUUAUAUUCAGCACUUUGGUUCUAUAAGGAAGAUGUCAUGUUGAUUCUGGUCAAUCUAUCAAAUACCGAAUUGGUACAUAAAGCCUAUACUGAAGAACUUUCCUUUAGAAGAUAAAAAAUUCAAUUGGAUUUGUCAUUGAGUAUUUUAUUGGAUAAUUUAGGUUUGCAACUAGAGAUCUGGGAAUAAUUCAGUUGCUGGCCUCUAAGCUGACAAUGGGCCUGCAAUGGAGGGGUUGUAAUAGCUUUUUAAAAACUAGAGCAGGUAAAAUAAAAUUGAUUUGAAACUUGAGAUAAACUGGUCAAAAUCAAUUCUGCCCCCAUUUCAAAAUCAUGUUUUACAUAAAUAAUUUAUCAUCGGUGCUUCAAUUUCCAACCUUAUUCACGUAGCAAGAUAUGGGGGUACUGCUUUCAAAAAGUAUACAGCCUCACAAUUGUUGAUUCUAUUGUUGAUUCUAACACCCCUUUAAAGAAGUGGACAGAUAAAAAGGCAUGUGGACACACUAAUCUUGUACGUCACUUUAGGGACUCGAGCACAUGUAGGAUGGCAUUUCAUUGCAGUACUGAGGGCAUACUGCAUGAUCAGAGAUACUACCUUACGAAUGAGACGUUAAACUGGGGCUCUAAGUGUGUUUUUCCAAGUGGACAUUAAAAGUCCCAUGGCAAUAUCUGAGAAAGAGUAGGAGAAAAUUUCUGGUAUCCACGAAUUCAACCAAUAUCAUUGAGAUAGAAUAACUGAUAUUAUUGCUAUCUGUGGGACUUGCUGUGUGUGUAUUGGAUGCUGCAUUUACCAAAAAGUAACAGUGACUACGUUUUAAAAGUGAAGCCUUUUGGGACAUGCUGUGGAUGAGUGUUAUAUGAAUUAACAUUUCUUCUUUUAAUAUCACCCUAAUUUCUAGGCUUAAAUAUUUUCAGAGUUGGGACCCAGACUCAAAUGAUUAUUGGUAACAUUUUUUUACAGUAAUAUAUUUUGAUCCUUUCACUAGCCUAUUUAUGGUGGUGUUCAGUAACUGUGACUAUGCAAUAUUCAAGUAAUGCAGUUACUGUUAACACAAGAUUUCUAUAUUCAGUACUUUAUGUAUAUGCAUAUUAUACAUAUACAGGCACUUCAAGCUUGAGUUAAUGUUUAAACUUUUGUAACCAAUGCAUUUAAAUAUAACUCUGCUUAACAAAUGCUGUUGAGAGUACAAAAUGAAGGCAGUGCACAAGCUAUCAGAUGAUGUACUAACAUCAGUUCAGAAGCCUUGAAACUUGGGAUUUAGCCUGCAUCAAUGAAAUGGUAAAGUUUCUGCAGAUUUAGUGACAAACCUUAAUGAUUUUUAACUUUCAAUGCACAGUACAAUGUAAGAUUUGUUAUCUCAUGAACAUUUAACCUCUCUCCUUUCAUGACCCCGUCAUAUUGCAUUGAUCAACACGACAGUUGGUGUUCUGGAUUUAGCCAUCCUCCAGUGCUAAUUUAGGGCCAUUUUUAUGUGCUGUUGUUUAGAAGAUGUUUUGGGUUGCUUGAAGUUCAAGUUAGGCUAAUCCUUUGGACGGUUUUGUGAAAUCUGUUUCUGGUUACAAAUUAAAAUAGUUGGAUCUCAUUUGUUGCAACUAAACACGUAAUCUAGUUUUAAAAACAAACAUCUUGUUUUCUUCUUCAUUAUAAACCAUGUUUAUUCAAACAUAAACAUAACAGUUGAGCAAUCCACUGGUUCAUUUAAGAGUGUAUAAAUCAUUACAGUCAGGCUUUGUUAAUUUGUUAAAUGUCAUUUUAUGUAGAAUUUGUAAAAAAGGGUAGUAUUUUAGCCUAUUAAAUGUGGGUGCUGGGACUAAUGAGAGUAGAUUUUGACUAUCGUUUUAAAAAGUAUAUUUUUGCACUUUAUAUAUUAUUUACGAAAAUGCACUUUCUGUCAAUCAAACCACAUGUAAACCAGUAAUUUUUCCCGGGAGAAAGAAAUGAUAACCAGAAACAGAGUUCAUCACAAAAUGUCUUAUGAUAUUUCAUAAAAAUAUGAAAAUUUCUCAUCUGCAGCACUUUAAAUAAUAGAAUCUAAAAGAAUUUCAGUGGCAAAUACAUGGCCAUUAUGGUAAUUGAAUUUGAUAAUUAAAGCUUGUCUGAUGAUGUUGAUUUGUUUCUCUCUUUUGUGAUUGACUAUGCUUUAUUCAACAAAGGCACUUUAUGUACAAUACCAUCUCCAUUUAACCAGUGUAGUGCUGUAAUUGUCAAUUGUAUAAUGAGAAUUGCAUAAUUAUUUUUGAACCGUUUGCACUCUUUAUUGAUAUACAAAUUCUUGGCUAAGGAAAAUAAAAUGGUAGAAAUGUA